UGGUGACCCAGAGUCAAGGGAUGCAGCCUGUGGGCCAUUCUGCCAUCUCCCCCCGCCCCCCCGCAGUGAAAACAUGAAAGAUGCUUUGUUUCGAAGCCAUUCAUCCUCAGCGUCUCCCCCAACCCAAAGCCCAUUUUUUUUAAAGCAGCCCCAUCGUCUCUGUUUGAUGAGAAAUGCAGGAGACCUAGGAAAAGUCUUUUACAAAACAACAUCCACGGUUCCACUAACUUGUUAAACAGAGAGAGGCUGGAAACUGCCAACGCCUCUGCAAGGAAAGACACGAGAGUGAGAGAGAGGAGAGAGAAAAAGCAGGUUAUUUAUAAAGUCAGGCAGUGGUAGGGUAUCUUCACUCGAGUCUGCAAACUGACUGCUGCUGGGAGGUCACUCCAGAAGAAAAACCCUGCAGUGCCCAUGACCUACAAGCACACUAUUUGAUCAGGACUGCGGGGCGGGCACCAACCCUGGCAAAUUGAGACACACACAUGCUCUUUAAUACACAGGAGAUCAGGCAGACGAACACUGAGGCUUUGGAAAAGGGACUCUGAGUCUGGUUCCAUGAGGUUCUGCACAAUGCACUGGGCUUCUGUCCUGAUAGUAGCUGGGCUGUGUGGGGUCUCCCUGGGCCAGUAUGAAGACGAAGAAGAUAUGUACUGGUUGCAUCAGUACCUUCGCAGCCAGACGUUGUCCUAUAAUUACAUGCCAUACUACGAGGAUGAGGUCCCCCCUUACUCUUAUGUCCCGCCUGGGUCCUCCUUUGCGGAGCCCAUCCCUGAGCCUGUUUCCCGGGAAUGCCCCCAGGAGUGCGACUGCCCCCCCAACUUCUCCACAGCAUUGUACUGCGACAGCCGCAACCUGAGGUACCUUCCCUUUGUGCCUUCCAGGAUGAAGUACGUCUACUUCCAGAACAACCAGAUCACCACCGUCCAAGAGGGGGCUUUCGACAAUGCCACAACGCUGGAAUGGAUUGCGCUACACGGCAACCAGAUAACCAGUGAGAAGAUGGGCAAGAAGGUCUUUGCCAAGCUCAAGAACCUGGAGAGGCUGUAUCUGGAUAAUAACAACCUGACCAAGAUGCCCAGCCCCCUGCCCAGGUCCCUGAGAGAACUCCACCUGGCUUACAAUCAGAUCACAAGGAUCCCAUCCAAUGCUCUGGAGGGUUUGGAGAACCUCACUGCCCUGUAUCUCAGCCACAACCAAAUCCAUGAUAUAGGAGCAUCUUUCAAAGGGUUAAAGUCCUUGAUCCUUGUUGACCUGAGCUACAAUCACCUCAGGAAGCUCCCCGAUGGCCUCCCAAGCUCUCUUGAGCAGCUCUACCUAGAGCACAACUACAUCUACACCAUCCCUGAUGAGUAUUUCAAGGUAUCCCCCAAGCUGCUCUAUAUCAGGCUGUCCCACAACAGCCUGACCAACGAGGGGCUCUCCUCCAACACCUUCAACACCAGCAGCAUCCUAGAACUCGAUCUGUCUUAUAACAGGCUCCAGAAGAUCCCCCGGGUUAGCACCAACCUCGAGAACCUCUACCUCCAAGGGAACCAAAUCAAUGAAUUCUCCAUCAGCAGCUUCUGCACAGUCAUCGACGUCAUGAACUUUUCCAAGCUCCAGGUCUUGCGGCUGGAUGGGAAUGAGAUCCAAAGGAACGCGGUGCCCCCAGAUGCCCCCCUCUGCCUGAGACGUGCUGCCGUCAUUGAGAUUUAACCCCGACCGACCCACCCCCUUACCCCCCGUGCUCUCCCCCUGUCUUCAGAGCAGCACCACACCCGUUCCAGUAAUCCAGGCUGGGGGAGGCCUUCACUCUCGUUUUAAUGCAGCUUGAUGAUUUGAUUUGGCUUCUGCAAUAGCGUAAUAUGGGUGGCACAAUAGCAGCCAGAGUAGAAGGGAUGUGUCAUUAACUCCACCCACUAGUUGCUACCCUUUUUAGCUUAUCAGGUCACACCAGUAUGGAGGCAGGUCUCUGCUUUGUCCUAUAAAAACCCUACUUUUCUCUCUCUAACCACCCAAUCAAUUCUCUUGAUGAUUCCCCACCAUUGUCUUGCUGCACACAUGUCCAUGCGGCUCCCACCAGCAUGGGUGGAUUGCCUGGAGGAGACUCAAGUUGUCUCCAUUCAGAUGCAUUGGAUUUGAAAGUUUGAUGCCAGCUAGGAUGGUUUUGGGGUUCAUAUUCUGCGUAGGAGGAACUGUGGAAAAGGGAUCAGAGACAGGGGAGGAGGAGAAUUCAAGUUUUUAAAAGGUAGUGUGGAAAAACAGAACAGGCCAUGGGACAGGAUGGGGAUCAUUUGAAGAGAGACUUUGGAAGAGAGGAGCAGAGAGGAAGAGUGAGAGGAAAAUUUGAAUGGAAAAACUGCAAUAAUCUAUGGGUCAGAACUUCACCAGGUAUAAAUGGGUGUAGCCACAUUGACUUCAGGCAGCAGGUUUAAAACAAACAAAAGGAAGUAUGUUUUCACAAAAUGCACAGUCAACCUGUGGAACUCUUUGCCAGGGGAUGUUGUGAAGGCCAAGACUAUAAUAGGGUUCAAAAA
Dermochelys coriacea (leatherback sea turtle) is the source of this 2516-nucleotide messenger RNA. RefSeq names its product fibromodulin (gene FMOD). Gene Ontology annotation, molecular function: protein binding. The record is from RefSeq and is a predicted model, not a curated record. Lineage: Eukaryota; Metazoa; Chordata; Testudines; Dermochelyidae. The coding region runs from base 556 to 1695 and encodes 379 amino acids. The transcript is spliced from 3 exons.